This is a messenger RNA of Carcharodon carcharias (great white shark), 3560 nucleotides long. RefSeq names its product protein kinase D1 (gene prkd1). Lineage: Eukaryota; Metazoa; Chordata; Chondrichthyes; Lamniformes; Lamnidae. The record is from RefSeq and is a predicted model, not a curated record. Bases 55 to 2706 code for a protein of 883 amino acids. The transcript has 18 exons. Gene Ontology annotation, molecular function: ATP binding; protein serine/threonine kinase activity. Gene Ontology annotation, biological process: protein phosphorylation.
GAGUGAGGGAGCAGAGGGAGAGAGGGGAGCUCUCGCUGCCUGUCGGCCGGGUGGAUGAAGCCGGCGCCAGUGAUCCGCUCGGGCAGCCCCUGCUCCCCCCCGUCCCUGGGAGCAGAGCGGCUGUCCGCUCAGGGCAUCCCCUUCCACAUCCAGAUCGGCCUGAGCAGAGAGCCCGUCAUCCUGGAUGGCAGCGACUUCUCCCUCGCACAUGUCCGGGAAAUGGCCUGUUCCAUCGUGGACCAAAAGUUUCCUGAAUGUGGAUUCUAUGGGAUGUACGAUAAAAUCCUCUUGUUUCGUCAUGAAUCCAACUCCGAAAACAUCCUACAGUUGGUGAAGGCUGCAACUGAUAUUCAAGAGGGAGAUCUGAUCGAGGUUGUCCUGUCAGCUGCUGCCACACUUGAAGAUUUCCAGAUUCGACCACACGCCUUGUUUGUCCAUUCCUACAGAGCCCCUGCUUUCUGUGAUCACUGUGGGGAGAUGCUGUGGGGAUUAGUGAGACAGGGUCUGAAAUGCGAAGGAUGUGGUCUCAACUACCACAAGAGGUGUGCAUUCAAAAUUCCUAACAACUGCAGUGGUGUGCGUAAGAGACGCCUCUCCAAUGUCUCACUGACAGGAUUAAGUACUUCACGGUCUGUCUCGAAUGAUCUGUCACCGAGUGCUGCAGAUGAGAUGCUGCUGCAGAAGGCACCAUCUGAGUCUUUCAUUGGAAGAGAGAAACGCUCAAAUUCACAGUCAUACAUUGGUCGUCCCAUUCAGCUGGAUAAGAUUUUCCUUUCCAAAGUUAAAGUGCCUCACACAUUUGUAAUUCAUUCUUACACCCGGCCCACUGUUUGCCAGCACUGUAAGAAGCUCUUGAAAGGGCUUUUUAGACAGGGUGUGCAGUGUAAAGAUUGCAAAUUCAACUGUCAUAAACGUUGUGCCCCAAAAGUGCCAAAUAAUUGCCUUGGUGAAGUGGCUAUUAAUGGAGAUUUGCUUAGCCCUGGUGCAGAAUCAGAUGUGGUAAUGGAAGAAGGAAGUGAUGACAAUGACAGUGAAAAAAACAGCGCACUUACCGAUGACAUGGAAGAGUCCAUAUCUCACGACUCUGAAAUAUUAAUCCCAGGGAAUCAUGAUGACAUGCAGGACCAUGAGCAAGAUGAUGCAAACCGCACUAUAAGCCCUUCCACAAGUAAUAACAUUCCUUUGAUGAGAGUGGUACAGUCUGUUAAACACACAAAGAGGAGAAGUAGCACUGUACAGAAGGAGGGGUGGAUGGUGCACUUCACCAGCAAGGACACUCUGCGAAAAAGACACUAUUGGAGACUAGAUAGUAAAUGCAUCACCCUCUUUCAGAAUGAUACAGGAAGCAAAUAUUACAAGGAAAUUCCGCUUUCUGAAGUUUUAUCUCUGGAACCUGGGAAUAACUUUAACUUAUUACCUGCUGGAGCCAAUCCUCACUGUUUUGAAAUUACCACCGCGAGUGUGGUGUAUUUUGUUGGUGAAAACCCGACUAAUCAUUUGAGUUCACCCAAAAACAACAGUGUGUUGACAGGUGGCACUGGGCUGGACGUUGCUCAGGUGUGGGAGUUGGCCAUUCAGCAUGCCUUGAUGCCAGUCAUUCCAAAGGGUUCAUCUUCAGGAUCGGUGCGUGGUCUGCACAGAGAUGCGUCCAUCAGCAUUUCAGUGUCAAACUGCCAGAUCCAGGAGAAUGUGGAUAUCAGCAUGGUAUAUCAAAUAUUUCCAGAUGAAGUACUGGGAUCCGGGCAGUUUGGAAUCGUCUAUGGGGGUAAACAUCGCAAGACAGGGAGAGAUGUCGCAAUCAAAGUAAUUGAUAAGCUAAGAUUCCCAACAAAGCAGGAAAGUCAGCUUCGGAAUGAAGUUGCCAUUUUACAGAAUCUGCAUCAUCCUGGUGUAGUGAAUUUGGAAUGCAUGUUUGAGACUCCAGAAAGAGUGUUUGUUGUCAUGGAAAAGCUCCAUGGAGACAUGUUGGAAGUGAUCCUGUCAAGCGAGAAAGGACAGCUGCCAGAACGCAUAACAAAGUUUCUUAUUACGCAGAUACUUGUUGCUUUGCGACAUCUUCAUUUUAAGAACAUAGUUCACUGUGACUUGAAACCCGAGAAUGUGCUGCUAGCAUCGGCAGACCCCUUGCCACAGGUCAAGCUUUGUGACUUUGGAUUUGCACGUAUAAUUGGGGAGAAGUCUUUCAGGCGUUCUGUGGUGGGAACGCCAGCAUAUUUGGCUCCAGAAGUGCUUCGGAACAAAGGUUAUAACCGAUCGUUAGAUAUGUGGUCUGUAGGCGUUAUCGUCUAUGUCAGUCUUAGUGGCACCUUUCCAUUUAAUGAGGAUGAAGACAUUCAUGAUCAAAUCCAGAAUGCUGCUUUCAUGUAUCCACCUAAUCCCUGGAAGGAGAUCUCCCUUGAAGCUAUUGACGUCAUCAAUAAUCUAUUGCAAGUAAAAAUGAGAAAACGUUUUACUGUGGACAAGUCUCUCAGUCAUCCCUGGUUGCAGGACUACCAAACAUGGCUGGAUCUACGAGAGCUUGAGUGCAAAUUUGGAGAACGCUACAUCACUCAUGAGAGCGAUGAUUCCCGCUGGGAACAGUUUGCUGGACAGCAUGGCUUGGAGUAUCCAACACAUCUAGUCAAUCAUAAAACAGUUUACAGUGAGAACACUGAGAUAGAGGAGACAGAAAUGAAGGCUUUGAGUGAACGUGUCAGCAUUCUUUGAAAGGAAAUAGAACUCAAAAGUAUUGUAACAAGAAUACCAGCAAGUGGAAGGAACCUUCAUCAAAUAAAUGCAACUCCUGCCCUAACCAUAGGAAGGAGGAAUGCUUGCUAAUUUCUACUGAUGACUGUAAACUUGCAAAGCAACUGCCAUUCUAAAACACAGUUUCAACCCCAGUUCUCAUACUCCAAUAAUGAAACUUUAAUGUACUAUUAAGACUCUUUCAACUUUGGCAAGUUUACUUAUUGCAUUUCAAGCAGCAUUGUGCAUAUAUGUUUAUGUGUAGGCGACUAUGUUCUGUACACCCUGUGCUAAUGGCAAGCACUAAAUCUAUAACUUGCAAGUUAAUAGAUUGUAUUUUUUUCUCAUUCCAUAAACAGUUUCCAGUGUGCCUUCACUGGUGACUAUUUCCAUCUAUCUACAAUGCACCCCAGUCAGGGGGGAGAACUAAUUUGUAAAUUUUGCUUUAUAAAGUGUUUUUAACCUCUUUCAGUAUUUAGCUCUAUGCCAACUCUUGGAAGAGUAUAACAUUAUAGCUGUUCUGUGAACAAUUUUCAGCUUGUUAAGAACAAAGGAUUUAAAAAAAAAAUCAUGUAACCUUUGGGAUAUCCACGUCCAAAAUGUAUAGCUUAUCAGCAACAAACUGCAACAAGGAGUAAUACUCAAGAUGUACAGUGAUUGAAGACUUGUUUUAUGUACAAAUGUCAGCUGCUCUUGUAAGCCUUAAUGCCUUAGUUAUGGUGACUCAUACAGGAUUGGUCAGGUUGAAUUCUGCUACUUUCUUUAUGUUGUAGCAUUUUAACUAAAAAUUGCUUGAUACCAUGUGACCUCUGUUUAAAUGGUUUGAAUUAAUUAAA